GUGGACUGGUGAGGGGGGGCGAGAAUACAACCUCGCGCGCUCGGUCUUACAGGAAUAAAGCCGAAGUAGCACGUUCCAAUAACCAACAAGUAAACCCCGCGGAUGGCGAAAACCUACGGGCCUUAUCGGAUCAUUGACUUGAUGGGAUCUCUUUCUCCUAUCAUGUCCGACUCCCAACGGUUAAACGCAUGAGAUACUGGCCAAAUACGCAUGUCAUUGUAUUACCUCCAUCCGAUAAAUAGGCUUAUCAAGGCGGGGCAAUUUGACGAGAUAACAAAUCGCUGGUCGUCGGCGGCUUCCGACCCUCCACAACACAUCGCCGCCACUUUUGUCUCUGACAGUCCCUGUUUUAUUCUUUUUACUGCCACCUACUACUUAAUGGACGUUCCUGAGUCUUUGUUCUGCCAUCUUGACUCCUGAGUAGAAGACUGUCGAAAGCCAGCUGCCACGUGGAACAUCGCCAGCAAAGAAUCUCCAGAAACAGCUCGAUACGAUUUCUAUACAUACCAAACACCGACAAUGGCUAUCUCUCAAACCCCUUCUCGGGUAUCCGUCCAGCCCAUCGUCCCUCCACAGGGCUCGGCUGUCGACUUUGGAGCCGUUGUCACCAAUGUUGAUAUUGAAAAUCUCACCGAUGCCGAUUUCCAUGUCAUCCGUGAAGCCCUCUUCCAGCACCAAGUCGUCGUCAUCAAGAACCAGGGCCAUGCCUCCCCGAAAGCCCAGUUCGAGAUCACGCAGAGGUUCGACCCCGACGCUGGUGCCUCGUACGGCCACGGCAAGACGGUCGACGCGAAGCGCUCGAUCCUGCACCCGGACCUCAAGACGAUACCCCAUCAGCCCCAGGUGCAGGUCAUUGGCAACGGCUUCGUGGAGGAGUACGAAGGCCUGAAGAACAUCCGGCUCAGGCACCCGCACCACCGCACAUUCCACGCCACCACGAUCCCAGCCGAGGACGACCUGGACUUCACCCGCUUCUACCGCUGGCAUAUCGACGCCGCGCUCUACGGCCUCGCUCCGCCCGUCGCCACCACCCUGCUCGCCGUCCGUGUGCCCGGCGGCCGCACCCAGACGCUCCGCUACGACGACGGCUCCGGCGACGAAAUGACCGUCCCGCUAGGCACCACGGCCUUCGUCUCGGGCUACGCCAUGUACGACCGGCUCACCCCCGAGGACCAGCACUUUGCCCGCACGACGAGGGUCGAGUACGCCCCGCACCCCUACGUCUGGAUGAGCAGCGCAAAGUCCCGCUCCGACGGCCUCGGCCUCGUGUCCGAGGGCAAGGAGGUCCCGCUCGGCGACCUGCCGCCCGUCGAGGAGGACAAGAUUCAGGUCUUGCCCAUGUGCUGGCGCAACCCCGUCACGGGCCGGCUCGCGCUGCAGGUCCACCCGUCGGCGGUGCGGAGACUGCACCUGGCGGACGGCGCCGUGGUCGAGGACCUCGCCGAAGUCCGUGAGAUUGUGCACCGGCUGCAGCGACCGGGUAUCGCGCCCGGGAACGUCUACGCCCACGACUGGGAGCAGGGCGACUUUGUAAUCUUCCACAACCGAGGUGUGAUUCACUCGGUCGUCGGUGCCUUUGCAGAAGACGAGGUUCGCUUGUUCCGGCAGUGUAACAUCGCUGCCAGUCGGCUUCCCGAGGGGCCCGUUUGAGCGCGCACUGCGGGCUGUGUAGUAACCUUGUCGGGGGGGUUUUUGGUUUUAUUUUUUGAAUGUUUUACCUAGCCAGGUCAUGGUAUCUAUCCAUAGAUAGCUUAAUGAAACCUUUGUAUAAU
This is a messenger RNA of Colletotrichum destructivum, 1772 nucleotides long. Its product is annotated as Putative TauD/TfdA-like domain, taurine dioxygenase TauD-like superfamily. Lineage: Eukaryota; Fungi; Ascomycota; Sordariomycetes; Glomerellales; Glomerellaceae. The record is from RefSeq and is a predicted model, not a curated record. The transcript is spliced from 2 exons. Gene Ontology annotation, molecular function: oxidoreductase activity. The coding region runs from base 520 to 1650 and encodes 376 amino acids.